AUGGUUUUUUGCACAUACUGUGGACAGUCGUUCACCAGAGACGAGCAUCUCGAACGACAUAUCCUAACUCUGCCAACUACGAACCGAUCGUUCCGUAGGUUCCCCACUGACCACCACUGCCAAACAGACACCAACGUCAAGCCAUUCAAAUGCUUUACAUGCCAUAUGAGCUUCGCUCGACGAGAUCUUUUGCAAAGACAUUAUACCGUACACGGCCGCAACCAGAACAACGAAGAGGGUCUCCCACCGCAAGGGAUAAUACCCAAGUCCGCCGGCCGCACACCCAUCGCCUGCAGUAAUUGUGCAAAGACAAAGACGAAAUGCGACAAGAAGUUUCCGUGCACCCGGUGCGCUCAAAGGAAUCUGAAGUGUACUCUACGUCCUACACGGCGAGCAUCCAAAGGCGUCCAGAGAGUGGGAGGUCCUCCUGAGGCAGGGAGUGGUGACUCGAGCGAGAGUGGUAGCAACGCUGAUAACCAGAAUACAUCCGGGAAUGUCUCCCCAAACCACGAUGGCCAACCGAAACAAGCAACCGCACAGUCGUCACCGUCUCAAAUCCAGCAGCCUGCCCAGGUGUCCGACAGCCAACCUCCGUCACAAAGACAAUCGCAAUCGCCCUCAGCGCCCCACUCGCGGAAUCCUUCCAUCUCACACCCAGUACAACCACCACCACACAUAAAUCCCGAGGAAAAGUCGCUUCACAUCCACAUGCCCAUCUCGAAUACACCACCGUUUUUCGAUCAGUCCCCUUCUAACGGGCUUGCUCAUUCGUCAUCGUUACUCUCACCACUUCCUACACCGGUUACGGGCAUGAAUAGCUUUGUCUCCUCAACACCCAUGUCCGGAUACGACGACUUUGUAAGGACAGUGCGCGAUCAGUCAGACAAUGAGAGCCCGCAAUUCAUCAUGGAUCCAUGGCACUCGAUGCCUAUGGAUACGAGUUUUGAUCCCAUGCGAAUUGACCCCUCGCUGAUAAUGACCAUGGGCAUGGAUAUGACUAUGGGACCACCCCAGGACGGCAUUCUCGGUAUGAUACCCGAAAUGUCACCUGCGCAGACAUUUGGACAGCCUGUCCAGACUCCUCGCAUGGUGGAUGAAUCUUUCUCAGACCUGCAGAUUGGCAGUUCGGCUUCGAUGUUCUACCCCUCCAACAGACACUCUUCAAUAGCCGACGCCGGCAUCCCCGAUCUUGGCGCCAUCAUUGCGGCUCAAGAUGGCUGGACGGUUUUCCGUUGCACUCCUUCCAUCGCUUCGAGCUCAUGCCCGCGAACUGCAAGGCUGAAUCUUGAGCGACUAGAGUUGAGUCUAAAGAACCACGAGGGCUGGGCUAACUGGACCCCAUCAUGGGACGAAUCCGACUUUCAGCAAGGUGGUCAAAUAGCCGUAUCGAAACUACAUGAAGCCACACGAGACAAACUCCUCGCCAUCACCCAAAGCUUUCUUCACAAGGCUCUGGACAUCCAUAAGGAUGGAAGCAGUUCAUCUAGCAGUGGCGAGUCUCCGGGAUCCACGGCCUCGCACUCUAACUUCGUUCUUCUUCCGCCUGCUCGCGUACUGGAGUACUUCCUCAAGUCGUAUGCCAACUCUUUCGAAAGGUAUUAUCCUACCUCCGCUAGAGGUGUUCUCGACGCCAACGAACUGAUGCAAAACUACAAUGACAAGGCAUCAAGUUUGCUCAUUCUCAUGAUGAUUGCGCAGGGCGCCAUGACUAUUCCGUCCAUAGAAGCGAGAUGGCUGACUGGUGGCUUCACUGAGGCAUGUCGGAUAUCGCUCUUCGACCUCAUCGAGAAGAACAUUAUCAUGGCUGGCGAUCCUAUCGUCCUGCGGGCAGCCCUUCUCUUCACUGUCCAAGCGGCGUGGAGUGGCGACAAGUGGCAGAUGGACAUUGCCAUGGGUCAGCGCGGCAUGUAUUUUUCCAUGUUACGACACUCCGGUAUCCUAGAUGUUCGGCCGCCGACCACACCUCAUAUGAAUGGAAACACGUCGACGGAUGUGUUGUGGAAGGACUGGCUUCAGCAAGAAAGCCGCAGUCGCCUCAUCUACUCCUGGGUUAUGGUAGACCAAGACCUGUCUCUCUUCCACGAUACCGCUCCUCUAUUCUCGGUAACAGAGUUUGGUGCGCCAAUGCCUGAUUCAGAUCAACUCUGGCAGGCGCAGACCGCUUCAGAGUGGUCGGAGAUGUUCAACCAAGUCCAUGAAUUCUCGAAUGGAUACUCCUCGGUAGGGUCUGGAGCAAGGCCACCGAGUCUGAGAGAUCUCUUCCGUUACUUCCUAGAUGACGAGAUAGUCGUUCAGGAUGUCCAAGAGAUUCAUCUGACCCCAAUGCACCUGCGGCUGCUGCUUCAUCCUUUGCAGACUCUGGUGUGCCAGUAUUGCCAACUCCUCAGUUGCUUUUCCGAUAGCGUGGCCUCUCGAUCGCGAAAUCGGGCACUGACAGCUGCUUCGACUCGCGUACGUCUAGAAGAGGUGCAGGCGUUACUGGGGCGGUGGUUCGACUUAGCGCAACGGUACAUGAAGGCGAACCCAGUGUGUCCAAUGAUGCAAGCCAACCUCGUCAUGUUCCAUCUUAUCAGCAUGAAUGCUGUAUCAAACUUCCCAGAGAUUGAACGUCUCGCGCGACGAGAGGGCGUGGACGGCUCAUACCAGCAGAUGAUGUGGAUGCACAAGAAGUGCUUGUCGGAUGUGCAGGAGGCUAUCACCCACGCUGGCCAAGUACUUCGUCUCAUCCGUGAGAUGCCGCAAGGCAUUCGCCCGCCGUGGUGGGCUGGUGCUGUCUAUCGGGCAGGGUUGGUCUUCUGGACUGAUUCGCUCGCUCAUAGCGAGUCCUUGAGCCCCAACAACCACCAAGGAACGUAUCAAACGUCUAAUGCUGCUUUCUCUGUGGACCGCCUCCCUGCUGACCACCCAACGAUACUGAGGUACAUGUCACGAAGGGAUGGUAUCCCUACUUUGACCAAGCGCGACGGAAACCCUGUCCCACUGGAUAAUGGUUUCGCUGUCCUGUCACAUUGUAUCGAUGUACUUGACGAUGGUGUCGCUACCCGAUUUUCCGAUGGCAUUCGUAGUAAACUCGAGAAGCUUGCGCGGGGUUAA
This is a messenger RNA of Alternaria atra, 3093 nucleotides long. RefSeq lists its product as uncharacterized. Gene Ontology annotation, biological process: DNA-templated transcription; regulation of DNA-templated transcription. NCBI's taxonomy places the organism in Eukaryota, Fungi, Ascomycota, Dothideomycetes, Pleosporales, Pleosporaceae. Gene Ontology annotation, molecular function: DNA-binding transcription factor activity, RNA polymerase II-specific; DNA binding; zinc ion binding. Bases 1 to 3093 code for a protein of 1030 amino acids. The transcript is spliced from 4 exons. The record is from RefSeq and is a predicted model, not a curated record.